UUUUCAUAAAUGUCAUUUUGUUUAUUGGCUAGGGUUCUGAAUGUGAAUGUGCAUUUCGCAAAACUUUUACUAAAAUGAAUUGUAAUUUCAAAUAGGAGGAAGUGUACAAUAAACAAGAUAUAAAUAAACCGUGUUCUUAAUUUUUUUUAAAUAAACAAGAGGCGAUCUUAUGUUUAUAAAACUCGUGUCCUACAUUUCAAUACUACUUUUACAAAAUAUGGAAGAAAGUCUUAUAAAUAGUGGAUUCUUAUUUAUAGGAGUGACUUAAUACAAUUGAAAUGUAAUCAAGUAUACCAUUGCUUGCUUACUAAUUAAGGAACUAUAGUUAUGUAUACUUUCGUAGAGUUAGCUUUGAGUGUGGGGGUGCUCGUAUCACUUAUUACGGCACUCUCAGCCUGUGUUUGCGGCUGUAAAAAUUCUAAUCAGAAAAGUGAGUUGGUGGGUACUGCUGGAGUAGUCAAAAUCCGUUUUGACGAAGAGGUACUGUCCCCUACGCCCACCACUCCAGCAUCUGUCAAGCGGGCAUCUACCCAGAAUAAUCAGCGCAGUCUACCUGAGAUCCCGCACCCAGUGGGGAGGCACGACAGUGGGGAUACUGCUUCAGAAAUAUAUGCUACUGUCAAUUUAGAUGAAGGUGCCAAAGCUUCGGCUAUCGCGUCCACGAGUAGGGAGCACCCCUACGAGCAUGCAUAUGCAAAGCUUCAGAAUGAGUCUCAUAACAUUACGGUGGAAAUCACUCCUGAUCAAAGAUCGGAGGAUGAAAUUCAAAUAGAUGAACGGGAAGCGACACAGUCCGGCCCAGAAUCAGUAAUGAUAUCCGCGUCAGUGGCCAUAAGCGGGCAGCUGCCGUCCAGCCAGGAGCUGCCGUACAUCACGCCGCCGUCGCCGCGGGCGCGCGCCGACACCGCCGCGCACUUCAGCGGCGACUCCACAGACUCCGCCAAGGGCUACACCAGUAUAUCGGUCCGCGAGCCUCUCAGCAACAUCCGAGCACAGAGCGUGAAACCGCCCACGCAGCCGCACUACGCCACCGUGUCGGAUGACUCAGAUGAGAUGUACGCGGCGAUCGAGGAGGCGGAGGCGGGCGGCUCGGACACGUACGCGCAGAUCACGCCCGAGAGGCGCGCCGCCGACUGCGACGCCGGCAGUGCGGCCAGGAGAAGUGCGCCACCUGAAAUUGGAGCUUCCACUUCUAAUGCGACACACUCUCGGCAAGCAUCUUCAUCGUCAUGUUCUCUAUCGACGGGCGCUCUCGGGUCGCCGAAGCCUGAGAAGCGCCAGGCCAACUCCCCGCUGCCGCCGCCGCCCGCGCAUGCGCCGCAUCAUGCUGUAGUACAUGCCGCCGUACAUGCCACUUCGCAUGCCACAGCGAAUGUUAGGGCGCAGCACCAACGAAUAUCUAGCACAGGUGACCUUCACAGCAAUGACAAGUUUCGUCGCAGUCUCAACGAAAAACACCAACGAAACAACAGCUGUGUCAGUUCAUCGGAUUUCUACGGCUGCAACUACCCCGUCGAGAAGCACCGCUUCAGUUCUGGCGAUCUCAUCCGCCCGCUAGUCGCCAAAGAGCUCAACUUCGAUAUAGAUCACAAAGACAGCCCCGUCGACAAUUUGUACAACUCCAUCGACGGACCCGGCUACAGCAACUACUCGCCAGAGGUCGCCACCUCCGCAAGCUCAGAACAACGACUCACAGAAAGCCCCUCGCGAAACGUCGAAGAAAUGUACGCAAAAGUCUUGAAGAAAAAAGGAAAAGACGACCCGAUACGAAGAUCCAAAGAUCUCACCAACAACGAAGUGGAUGGCGUCGCGCCCAAGUUCCGCGGAGAUGACCCCGGAUACGAAACUAUUGACAGAAAGAAAUCAGUCAACCACGGCUACGAAACUAUCGCUCACAAAGAACGCAAGAUCUCACAAAACCAAGACCCCGGUUACGAAACCGUUAAAGAUGUCAAUAAACCAGGCAAUUCCAACUUUUCAAACAACAAUUUGCUAAAAUUAAACCACGCAGUCGUUGAUAGUGGACCCAACAGCAUCAUCAGUAGUGAUCACGGGUACGAGCACAUCUCCAAGACCGACAACAAUGCUUCAGAUUCCGAUCCCAAUUACGAAGUGCUACGGAAUCAACCAUCCACUCCGCCAUAUGCUACAAUAGCACCUAAUUAUAAAAUACAGCCGACGUACUCCACCGUCAAUAAAAGAUCCUCACAUGGCAAUAACAAUGAAGAAACUAGUUCUAUCCAAGAGCCGAAUUACGAAUCGAUGCCGCAUGAUCCAUUAUACACCACAGGCAGUGAAUCGGAUCCAAACUAUGAAUCCGUGCGGCCAAAGUACUCCAAUUACGAGAGUGUCGGCACCAAGGAUCCAAAUUACGAGUCUUUAAGAUACAAAGAACCCAAAUAUGAAUCCGUGAGAUCUAAAGAUCCGAUGUACGACUCGGUGAGAUAUAAGAAAGAUCCUAACUACGAGAGUGUAAAGUAUUUCGAGGUGGCCAAGAAGGAGCCGCUUUACGACGCCGUGUCGGGCAAGCGGCCGGGCGGCGCGGCGGGCGGCGCGGCGGGCGGCGAGCGCGCAGCGCAGCCCAGAAACAGUAUUAACGGCGGCGACGCCACAGUCAGUGAUUACUUUCAAGUCUAAAGAGACACUUUAUGAACAAAAUUCAAAGAGUAAACUACAUACUGAGGUAUUAAUAUAAUAUGUUUCAGAUCGUGCAUAUACAACUAUAUUCGUUUAUUUAUCCAUAGAAUAAUUUCGCAGUGUUUAAUACCUCUAUGACGAGAUAUUAUGAAUAAUAUCUCCUUAGGUAUCUGUGAUAUAUUUUGAGUGUGGUUUGAACUUAAUUUUUAUUGUUAUUGAUGUACAUCUAUAGAAUGUACUGCAUAGGCGAGAGUAUUUUUAGAACAGUAUUCUUAGCCUAUGUCGUGUCUGCAAUCUCCAUUGAUUAGUGUGUUCAUAACUAUUUAAAAUAGUUUGUAUGCGAAUAUAUAUGUAUGAACUUAUAUAUUACAUGUACAAAUUGUGAUUGUACAUAGUUUUUGAUAUUAGGUAAUUUAUUACAUCUUUAUCAUAGUACUUAAGUUAUAAAAAGGGAUGAGUAAUGUUCUGGUAGAUGUAAUGCAGUGCAGUAUGCAAACGUAGUUGGACGUGAAUCAUAUAAAUAUAAUUAUAUAAGACUGUUUUAUCUCUUUGAUUAAAUCACAUCGCACGUCGAUAGACCACACUUUUAUAACAUCACUACUAUAAAUAUAUAAAUAACAAUAGUAAAUGACCAUUCCUAAACAUAUAGUUUGGACAACACACUACCUCAUCUUAAAUAUCCUCGGCGUAUUUUUAAAAUGUAGAUGUGAUUAAUUUCAAAGAAUAAUAACAAUAUGUUUCAGCUUUAGUAACAUUUUUUUAUAUAAUGUUUUUAUUAUUGUUAUGUUUAUUUUGUUGUGACUAUAUUCGAUGAUUAUAAGUUAAGAAAUAAGUAAAUUCGGUGUCAUAACUUUAAUGUACUGGUGAGAGAUUUGUUUGUAGUACCUGAGUACCUUAAAGCAUUUGGGGAUUACAUGCCAGUGUCGGUUCAUAUUUUUAUCUUAGAAAAUUUAUCUAAUUUUGCAAAAGUUUUAACUCUGCAUUUGAUAUUUUUAUUCUUGUAAUUAAGCACGAUUGUCUCCUUUAAAACUUAUACAAACUAUUAUUGUUUAUAUGCCUUUUUACAGAGCUUCCUUACUGAUUGCAUGAACUUGUAUAUUUAGAUCAAUGACGUUAUUUCAAAAAUUAAGGCCAGCAAAUAUAAACAUUUUUAAUGCACACGUUUAGGUAUGUCAUUUUUGGUGCUAUUUAAUGAACUUCAUAACGAAACAAAAGUGAUCCAAAUAUACAAAAUGAUGCUCCUAAGAAAAUUAUCUAUAACGUCUUUCUAUUGAAAAUUGCCAAUUUUUUGUGCUUCAUACCUUUGCUACCUUUGUGAAGGAAUGUUAAAGUGAUAUUAUGAACACCACUAAGAUUAUAACAUUAUUGUCACUUGUAUGUGUAAAUAUAAAUAAUCAAAUUAUACUAAACUUACUAUGUAAUACAAUAUGUACUUCUCUACACAAAGCAAAUUCAUUCCAUAUUUAUUAAUAGACUUGAUGGCUAAAUUAUCUAAAGAAUAAAGUAUGCCAUAAAUUAGGUUUUUCAUUUCAAUUCGCUGUUGUAGCAUCAGGAGUUACGGUACUUUUAUAUAGGUACAAGAUUCAAUUUAAAACAUAUCAGUUGACACUAUAAUGCUUGGCAGGUGUCUAUCUCGUAAGGAAUAAAAGGCGAUUGUUAGUAUGUAACGUGAUCAUUUUCACUCCUAUGUAUCGUUUUUUAUGUCUUCAUGUAUUUUAUAUCUGUGGGCUUUAUCUAAGGUGGGCUCAUAUCUGAAUGUGGAGCCCAAGUAGAUACCAAAUAGUAAAGCAAAGGCAUAUAUUUUGAAUGCUUAGUGUAUUUUAGGCUAUUUGACUGUAUUAAAAAUAUACAUUUCUUUUAUGUCAUCAGUCUUAAUAUUAUUUUUUUGGAGCAAUUUGUAAUAACGCGAGAUAAAAAUAUUGCAUUAUUUAAACAAAAUCCGUCUCAGAAAAUUAGGUUUUUAUAUGCAGCUGUCACGUGACUAAAAACGAACGUGAUUGGCUAUUUCUAUUAUGACGUCAAUUAUCCAUAAACAGACUGUGGAUCGUACCGUUCCUUAGUGUUCGCUAUUAUUUUUCAAGAUUUUAUAAGUGUUUGAUCGCUCAGGAUUACUCAGAUAACAUAGGUAUUUAAUAAUGGAAACCCAUUCCGCGAAAGCUGACAGUCGAAACCUACCAAAAGUGGACGCAAUAAUGGUUGGAAGAAGAAAUCUGGAUUGUCUUCUUCAAAGACAAUCCAGAUUUCUAUGCUGAAAUACGAACUGAGGAAUGUGAAAACAUCAUUGUAAGUAUAUCUUGGUAACCACUGAUCUUAGAUCAUGAUCUGAAACCACUUCUUGCGAAUAUUCAAAUCCAUCGGCAUAGAAAAAACAGUUUCGUAGGAGAUUUUAUUGUUGUAUUAGUGCAUUGAGGCACUGCACAACAUUUAUAGGAACUCAUUUUAAUAAUUUUCACACAUAUGACGUGGCACAAGUUAAAUAAAACAAGAGAAAAUCAAAACUUUUCGAAACACCAACAAACUUUGUAUGAUAUUUACACGGAAUUUACGUCACUGCAUGCCAUGGCCGCCAUAUUGCUAAAAGUCGCGUUUUGGCGGCAUAUUUAAAUAUUUCAUUUUCUUUUUCGAUUUUUUAAUAAAAUAGCUGUAAUAAAGGCAGAAAAGUAUUUUUGUAGGGCUCCUUAUAAACAAAUAAAUACCCUAAGAUAGUUUUUAGAACUUUGUCAAA
Molecule: messenger RNA, 5362 nt
Organism: Amyelois transitella
Lineage: Eukaryota; Metazoa; Arthropoda; Insecta; Lepidoptera; Pyralidae
Exons: 11
Coding region: 328-2637 (769 amino acids)
Source: RefSeq, a predicted model, not a curated record